Messenger RNA from Helobdella robusta, 1374 nucleotides. RefSeq lists its product as hypothetical. Bases 1 to 1374 code for a protein of 457 amino acids. The record is from RefSeq and is a predicted model, not a curated record. NCBI's taxonomy places the organism in Eukaryota, Metazoa, Annelida, Clitellata, Rhynchobdellida, Glossiphoniidae. The transcript is spliced from 4 exons.
AUGGACGGAUACCACUUGGUGAUGGCAAGAAACAAAGUGGGAAUGUGGUACAAUAACGGAUACCACUUGAUGGAAAGAGCGAACCAGAUGGGAUUGUGGUAUAAAAGACAAAUACCACUUGAUAACAAAAAGGGAAUGUGGUACAAAGGACCAAUACCACCUGAUGAAGGCAACAAACCAAAUGGAAAUAAGUUGGAUCUGCUUAGUUUGUCAACUGAAAUGAAACAGAUCAAAGAACACUCCGAACGACAGUCCGAAAGACAGACAGAAGAGUUAAAACAACAGAUCAAGGAACAGUCAGAACAGAUCAAAGAACAGUCCGAACGACAGACAGAGGAGUUAAAACAGAUCAAAGAACAGUCCGAACGACAGUCCGAACGACAGACAGAAGAGUUAAAACAGAUCAAGGACCAGCUAAAACACGUAAAAUUGGAAAUGGCAGAACAGAUUGAAGAACAGUCAACAAGAAUAGAAAUGAUCGAGCAGAAACUUGAUCGUCAGACCGUUGAGGUAGAUCACAAGAUAGACAAAUUGAAGCGAGAAUUGGAGCAAUCCAAAAAAAUGGCCAUGCCGUUAGAUCACGCAUCCGGAAGAACUUUGAAGGUACCAGCAUUUGACGGAGAGAUGUCCUGGAACUUUUAUAAAACCCAGUUUGAAGCAGCGGCAACUAGUAACUGUUGGAACGGAAAAGAACGAGCAACAGCACUGAUACUGGCCCUGCGAGGUUCAGCAGCAGAGGUUCUUCAGACGAUUCCGGCGGAGAACCACUUCAACUAUGAAGUUCUGGUUAGCGCGUUGGAUUUACGUUAUGGUGAAGAACACAUGAAACAGAUUUAUCGGUCUCAGCUUAGAAACAGGACGCAACGAUCUGGCGAAUCCAUUCAGCAGCUAACACAAGAUAUCGAACGGUUGACAUUACUGUCGUAUCCGACAUCAGACCCCGAGCAUAGAGACGAAACUGCCCUGGAUACGUUUAUCCAAGCCCUCCGUGAUUCGGAACUCAAGCAAUCCCUUCUCUUGUCAGAUAAACGAAAACUCAAGGAUGCCGUUGCGCACAGUCUCACUUUUGAAUCGACAAAGCAAGCAUCAAAAAGUGACAUAACUACUGCCGAAAUUGCGCGACAAGAUGGCGCAAAAGAAGAGAAGAUGAUCCUGUAUCACGAUCGGCCUCUUCUAACGAGGGGGCGGAAAACUAAUAAGAGCCAACUUUGUGGGGCAGAGCAAAAUAAUUGUAUGUACAUCAUUUGGUUUUUCGAUAUCGAUGUUGGAAUCACUAGCCGGAAUCGAAUUGUCCCUAAGGCAAAUAUAUUUUCUAACACAAAUGUCAAUUCGCUAAAGAACAACGAUGUGACCAACUUUGAACCCGGUCAAUAG